AGCCGCCAAAGUAACAAGUAUCUUGCAGUUAUCCAUUCAGUUGGGCGACUAUAAAAAAAACACAAGACUCCAUCAAAUUUUGUAUAAAACUAGUGAAAAGGUCUAUUCAAAAUAUAGCAUAAAAAAAAGAACCCAAACAUGGAGUCCCCGAACAGCGACCUUUACACUCUGGAGGCUAAACUGGCCAGCCGGGCUCUCCGGGAACUAACAGAUGGCGCCGACAAGGAUCCCAUUACCAAGCUCCGAUUGCUAUGCUUGAGCCGCGGAGCAACAGGCAUUUUGGGACUGGGCAGGGCCUUUCGGGCAAUGGACGAUGAUGGCAGCAAGGCGCUCAACGAGGAGGAGUUCAUCACCGGCAUUAAGGACACGGGCUUGGACGUAACGGCAGAGGAGAUCAAGCAGAUGUUUGCCACAUUCGAUGAGGAUGGCAGCGGAUCCAUCAACAUGACCGAGUUUCUGCUUAAAUUGAGGCCCCCAAUGCCGCAAGGUCGCCUGAGUCUUAUUGAUCAGGCCUUUGACAAAAUGGAUCGUGAUAAUGAUGGUGUUAUCACCAUUGAAGACCUCAAGAAUGUUUACUCGGUCAAGGAGCAUCCCUUGUAUCAGAGCGGCGAAAAGUCCGAGGAUGAAAUCCUUACCGAUUUUUUGCACAAUUUCGAAGGAGGUCGUGGAAAUUUAGAUGGCGUGAUAACUCGCGAGGAGUUUGUCAAUUACUAUGCCACCGUUAGUGCCUCAAUCGAUGACGAUAUGUACUUUGAUCUGAUGAUGCGACGGGCCUACGCCAUGUAAAUAAUGCACAAAUCUCACUGAAAUGCAAACACUCCACUAUAAUCUCAAUCACUUUAUUCGGCCAGUAUUUAGCCCAGCUCAUGUCCUAUUUAUAAACCGUUUAGGAAAUAAAUAAAUCUGUCAGGUUGCAAUUAAA
This is a messenger RNA of Drosophila eugracilis, 922 nucleotides long. Its product is annotated as calcyphosin-like protein. The transcript has 6 exons. Lineage: Eukaryota; Metazoa; Arthropoda; Insecta; Diptera; Drosophilidae. Gene Ontology annotation, molecular function: calcium ion binding. The record is from RefSeq and is a predicted model, not a curated record. Bases 139 to 786 code for a protein of 215 amino acids.